GUUUACAUUACCAACUUCCACGUUCGGAUGGACACACUGGCCCACGUACUGUACUAUCCGAUGAAACCUUUGGUUACCACCCGUUCCAUGGAAUAUUUGCGUUUCAGAGAAUUGCCAGCCGGCAUCAAUUCAAUUGUAGCCAUUCUCUGUUAUACCGGUUACAACCAGGAAGAUUCUGUCAUUUUGAAUGCCUCCGCUGUCGAAAGAGGAUAUUUCCGCUCUGUGUUUUACCGUUCUUACAAAGAUUCGGAAAACAAACGUAUCGGUGAUCAAGAAGAAAACUUUGAGAAGCCCAACCGACAAACCUGCCAGGGUAUGCGUAAUGCCCAUUAUGACAAAUUGGAUGAUGAUGGUAUUAUUGCCCCAGGCAUUCGUGUAUCCGGUGAUGAUGUCGUCAUUGGAAAAACUAUGACUUUACCCGAAAAUGAUGAUGAACUUGAUAGCACAACAAAACGUUUCACCAAACGAGAUGCUUCGACGUUUUUGCGUAAUUCUGAAACUGGUAUUGUGGAUCAAGUCAUGUUGACGUUGAACAGCGAAGGCUACAAGUUUUGUAAGAUUCGUGUCAGAUCGGUGCGUAUUCCCCAGAUUGGUGAUAAAUUCGCCUCUCGUCACGGUCAAAAGGGUACCUGUGGUAUUCAGUAUCGUCAAGAGGAUAUGCCCUUCACAUGCGAAGGUUUGGCUCCCGACAUUAUUAUUAACCCUCACGCCAUUCCAUCUCGUAUGACAAUUGGCCAUUUAAUUGAGUGUUUACAAGGCAAAUUGGGUUCGAAUAAGGGCGAAAUUGGUGAUGCUACACCAUUCAACGAUGCUGUAAACGUACAAAAGAUUUCCACCUUCCUGCAGGAGUACGGCUAUCAUUUGCGUGGCAAUGAGGUUAUGUACAACGGUCAUACAGGUCGCAAAAUUAACGCUCAAGUCUUUUUGGGUCCCACUUACUAUCAACGUCUUAAGCACAUGGUGGACGAUAAAAUUCACUCUCGAGCCAGAGGUCCAGUACAGAUUUUGGUGCGACAACCUAUGGAAGGCAGAGCUCGUGAUGGUGGUCUACGUUUCGGUGAGAUGGAACGUGAUUGUCAGAUAUCUCACGGUGCUGCACAAUUUUUGCGCGAACGUCUAUUCGAAGUCUCCGAUCCAUAUCGUAUUCAUGUGUGCAAUUUCUGCGGGCUAAUUGCCAUUGCUAAUCUGCGUAAUAACACCUUUGAAUGUAAGGGUUGCAAGAAUAAAACACAAAUCUCGCAAGUUCGUUUGCCGUAUGCAGCUAAGUUAUUGUUCCAAGAACUAAUGUCUAUGAAUAUUGCACCACGUUUGAUGGUAUUUUAAGAG
This is a messenger RNA of Musca vetustissima, 1326 nucleotides long. RefSeq names its product DNA-directed RNA polymerase II subunit RPB2-like. NCBI's taxonomy places the organism in Eukaryota, Metazoa, Arthropoda, Insecta, Diptera, Muscidae. The record is from RefSeq and is a predicted model, not a curated record. Gene Ontology annotation, cellular component: RNA polymerase II, core complex. The annotation marks the transcript as partial. Gene Ontology annotation, biological process: DNA-templated transcription. Gene Ontology annotation, molecular function: ribonucleoside binding; DNA-directed RNA polymerase activity; DNA binding. The transcript has a single exon.